GUAACUUGUAAUUAUUUUUCUAUAAAAGUGGUAAUUGUGUCUUGCUUUCUGCCUUGUAUCCAAGAAGAUGUCCUCGAAGGAUGACGAUGACAGCUGCUUCUUCAGAACCAUCACUUUGUGCAAUAAGAUAGCUGGAGUAUGGUUAGAACCAAAGACCUCGAAAAACACCAGACGAACCCGAUUCAUCAUUUGGGAUGCCAUAUUACUCUCGCUAGCCAUCACCUUCUUCAUUUGCGAAGUACUUAUGGUAAAACACAUUAUAUCCGAAUUAAAGAAACUCUUUAAGCAUUUGGCUAUGCUCGCAACGCAUACUGUUGGAAUGUUGAAGUUUCUCCUUAUCAUCACACAUCAGAAGGAGUUGGCAAAGAUUAGAGAAAUAUUGCAGGAUGAAAAUCUAAGCUACGACUGUAUGACAGACUGCGUCGAUAUACCAGAAACUGCAAGAAAAUUCUCAAAUAUAAUUUCUCUCACUACUUAUUUUCUCUAUUGUAUGGUGGGAACAUCAGCUCACAUAUCUGCUCUAAGAAACUUGAAUGCAGCCGUCAAAGAAGAUCAGUUUGGAGGCAAUGUGACUUGUUACGAUUUUCUGCCAUACUUGUACGUCAUUCCUUUUAAGAGUGACACUGCGAAUGGUUGCAAAAAUGCACUGAUUACAAUGGAUCUUGGACUGUGUAUCUUUGCUGGAUAUAUCGCCUCUCACGACUCCAUGUUGUACUCUGCCAUAAUCUGCUUAAGAACCAGGCUGGAAAUCCUAACAAAGGCUACGAGAAGUAUAAGAGGAAGAACUAUUAAUAAGCUGAAUCUACCUAAAGAUUUUGAACCAAUCAGGAUUGAUAAGUUGCCAGAAGUAGAAGAAGAACUUCAUACUGAACUUAAAAGGUGCAACGGUAACUUGGAGCUUCUGUUAAGUGCUUGUAGAUGUAUAGAAGAAGUAUUUUCAUACACCAUUCUAGCUCAAACUAUAAUGUCGCUACUGGUCAUAGCCUCUUGCAUGUUUGCUGCAUCUUUGAUGACAUACACAGACCCAGAGCUGUACUCUUUGGUCGAGUACGCUAUAGCUGCCGUAUUCCAAUUGCUGAUGGUGUGUCACUUUGGAAAUAGCAUCACUGAAGCGGGAGAAACAUAUAGAUAUUGUCUAUACGAAAUUGACUGGUAUAGUAACAGCAAGAGAUUCAAACAAUGUUUAUUGAUCAUGAUGUACAGAAUGGACAAACCUCUAUACCUGACUAUAGGAAAAUUCUCACCAUUGACGUUGCACACAUUCGUAGCGGUUAUGAAAGGAUCAUUUUCAUAUGCAACAGUAUUCAAGACAGUGGACUGAAAUUUUUGUACCACAUCGAUGUUGUUUUAUCUAAUAUAAAAUAUAUAAUUAAAAAAUAGCUCUUUUUGUUGUAUUCUCAGACUUACUGUAAACUUAUGUUGAACCCCAUUUUUUUACUGCAAGAUAUUGGUGCUCAAAUUAUAUUAAAUAAAAUGUACUUGGUUUGAUA
Molecule: messenger RNA, 1490 nt
Organism: Acanthoscelides obtectus
Lineage: Eukaryota; Metazoa; Arthropoda; Insecta; Coleoptera; Chrysomelidae
Source: the annotation of a GenBank genome assembly